Molecule: messenger RNA, 1641 nt
Organism: Catharus ustulatus (Swainson's thrush)
Lineage: Eukaryota; Metazoa; Chordata; Aves; Passeriformes; Turdidae
Gene: SLC45A2
Product: solute carrier family 45 member 2
Exons: 7
Coding region: 1-1641 (546 amino acids)
Cellular component (GO): membrane
Molecular function (GO): sucrose:proton symporter activity
Source: RefSeq, a predicted model, not a curated record
AUGACCUUAACGAAAGAGAGCUUCCACGGGGCUCUUCCCCCCAGCUCGGGAGAGGCCAAGGCCGACAUGGAUGGCACCAGCGAGAAGGAGGAAGCUCCGAGGCAGGCAGUGAUGAGGACUGGAGCAGCAGUGCCAAGGAGGCGAGCGGUGGGAAGGCUGGUCAUGCACAGCAUGGCCAUGUUCGGCCGGGAGUUCUGCUAUGCCGUGGAGGCUGCCUUUGUCACGCCGGUGCUGCUCAGUGUAGGGCUGCCCAAGAACCUCUACAGCCUCGUGUGGCUCAUCAGCCCUAUCCUGGGCUUCGUACUGCAGCCCGUGGUAGGUUCAGCCAGUGAUCACUGCACCUGUAGCUGGGGCAGGAGGCGACCUUACAUUCUGGGUCUGGGCAUCAUAAUGCUGUUAGGCAUGGCUUUGUACCUCAAUGGGGACGUGAUCAUCUCAGCUUUCAUCGAUGAGAGAAACAAGCAGCGGACGUGGGCAAUAGUCAUUACCAUGCUGGGAGUAGUACUUUUUGAUUUUGCAGCUGAUUUUAUUGAUGGUCCCAUCAAAGCGUAUUUAUUUGAUGUCUGCUCUCAUCAGGAUAAAGAGAAGGGUCUGCAUUACCACGCCCUCUUUACAGGUUUGGGAGGAGCCCUGGGUUACCUUACAGGUGCUAUGGAUUGGGGUCAAACCAUACUAGGAUAUACCUUGGUAUCAGAAUUCCAGGUGAUUUUCUUCUUCGCAGCCUUGGUUUUCAUAAUCUGCCUUACCGUACAUCUGUGCAGCAUUCCUGAAGUCCCACUCAGAUAUGAAAAUGAAGAGGCAAAGUUCUUGUUGGAAGUGACUGAACCCCACAAAUACAGCUCCAUAGAGGAGGAAAUUAAGAAUGGUUGCUUAAAAUCAGCAUGUACGGAAAUAAAGGCUGCAGCCAAGCCAGGGAAAUGUGCAGUUGCAUCACGCACAGAGGAAAAAAGGCAGAUGACCCUCAAAUCCCUCUUGAAUACACUUUCAAGCAUGCCAUCCCACUAUCGCUAUCUGUGUGUGAGCCACCUCUUUGGAUGGAUGGCUUUCCUGUCCAAUAUGCUCUUCUUCACAGAUUUCAUGGGACAGGUUGUGUACCACGGGAAUCCUUAUGCACCUCACAACUCCACACUUUACCUCACCUACAAAACAGGGGUAGAGAUGGGAUGCUGGGGACUGUGCAUCAAUGCAGUUGCUUCGUCAGUCUAUUCUUACUUGCAGAAAGUCCUUCUGCCAUACAUAGGAUUAAAGGGACUUUAUUUCAUUGGAUACCUACUUUUUGGACUGGGUACAGGAUUAAUUGGCUUGUUUCCCAAUGUCUAUUCCACUCUGGCUCUUUGUUCACUCUUUGGAGUCAUGUCCAGCACACUGUACACAGUGCCAUUCCACCUCAUUGCAACGUACCACAGGGAAGAAGAGAGCCUGAAGCUGCAGGAAGGGGAGCAAGCAGGGGAGCAUGGGCGAGGGAAGGGCAUCGACUGUGCUGCUCUGACCUGCAUGGUCCAGCUGGCCCAGAUCAUCCUCGGCGUGGGCCUGGGGCUGCUGGUGAGUGCUGCUGGCAGUGCUGUCACCGUGAUCUCGGCAUCCACCGUGGCGCUGAUCGGCUGCUGCUUCGUGGCUUUCUGCGUUCGCUACGUGGACUAG